ACCGUAACGUCCACACGACCGGGCAUAACGAAAACGAGUGGCAAACUUCAGAGUGAAGCAAUUAGAGAUGACAAGACAGGUGCCUUAGGACAUUAAUGUGAUUUUUUAAAAAAAGCCAAGUAGCUCCUAACUCGGGUAGAUUCAUUCAAACCGCCUACGAUUUCACAGUUUGUUUUGUGACACCUUUCGUUAAACAAAAAUGGAGAAUGACAGUGAAGAUUUGAGUGAAAAUUUCAGUACCUGCCCCGUUUGUUAUGUCAAGUUUGACGAUGAAGAAAACAAACCGAAAAUAUUGUCUUGCGGUCACACCACCUGUUUGCAAUGUCUAAAGAAAAUCUAUAGGAAUGGAUUAGUAUCAUGUCCCUGUUGUCGCCAUUGUGACCGUUGCGACCAAGGAGUUGAGAAAUUGCCAACCAGUCAGCAGGUCUUGCACAUCAUCAAGUUGACCGAGAAAUUGCGUCAUCGUCAAUGUCCACAAUUGACUACCCUCUCCAAAACUUUGGAGGUAGAAUCAUUGGUUAAGGAGCUACUGGAUAAUUACUCAACGGAUGAUGACGCAUUUUUCGAACAGCUGCGCAAGAUUAUUCGAUUUAUCGUCAACGAUCCAACUCGAUGUUUGGAUCCCGUUUGGAAAUUGCAAGAUAUUUUACAAGAUAAUACAAUGGCUGUUUCGAAAUUUCAUCAAACUAUUGCAGUUUACGUGGGUGAGAUGAAGCAACAACACUUGGAUUACCUUAUCAGUGAUGUACAGGCUCGUUGGUUCCUGUCCGAUAACACCCAGCGACCUAAUUUAUUAGACUUUCUUCAUAAAUUGACCAAUGAGGGACGUAACGAGCAACUAACAGCUAAAGUAAUGGAUGUGGUAGCGGGCUUUGUGUUUUGCGCCGACACAGCGGAUGAAUUAAUCGAUUCCUGCAUCGAGAUACAGAAAAAGAUUUUGAGCGAUGGAUGGACAUGCGAUCUGUUUAGUCAUUGGCUUUUUCACCUGGCUCAGACUAUCCAAACCCAGCCAGAGCAACGACUGGCGUUGGCAGCCAUGAAACUGCUGCGUCAUCUCUGCUACCUGUUUGCUGUCAAAAAAGCCGCAUCAAAUAAUUACUACCACAACGCCAGCGAGUUCAACGAUCUCGUUUUCCUACACUACAAGAAAAUUUACACAUUUAUCGAUCAAGAAUGGCAAUUAUUCGGCCAUGCCAUAGCUGGAUUCGUCACCUACGUGAUGGAAUGUCAAUCCGCAGCCAAUGAUAAUAUCCACAUUGCAGCUGUCAAAGAAAGACUGGCCUUUCUCGGAGUAUUCCUCAAGUAUGGCGAAAUGUGCAUGGAUGAAAUUGCAGCCACGUCCGUCUGGUUUUGCUUGAUGGACAGAACAAUUUCCGAUUUAGAUCCGGCCAUUUGUUUCGAAUGGUUUGCCAAAAUUGCUGAAAUGUCCAUGAUGCAUCCAAAAGCCAUCCAGUGCAUUUUCCACCAGCACAUUUUGAAAUUGGAUCCUCGUCAGAUGGUAAAUCAAACUGCCGUCUUCAUGGAUUGCUUCGAGCGUUUCUUCCAGGCUGUCCACUGCGCAGAAGGAGACACCUUUACGGAAGAUGUGAUAGAUCCUCGACCUGGACUGCAGUUCCUUUUGAAAAUUGUCCAAUACGCCGAACUAACCAUUGCCCAUCGAGCGUUUAACUUAGUGAAGGAAACGGUCAUCUACCUGGGCCCACGAUUGCUAUUCCCCCGUGUAGACGUUGACAGUGACGUCCUUGGUAGUUUGCUGGAUAGAUUUAGAGAUGAAUAUUUCUCCAAUAGAAUGCAAAGGGAAGAUCUUGUACAGUCGGAUGAAGAAGAAAUAAAUCUGAUGGAUGACCUAGCCGAGUUCCUAGAAAGAGAAGAUAUUUCAAAUAGCUUUGACAAUAUGGAAGAAGAUGAGGAAUUCAGUACUGGAAUUUUCCCCGUCACACCGGCGCCCCAAAGGUUUGAUAUCGCCAAUUCCAUUUUUCUUCUUACGGUCAUAAAGAGAGGCCGCCUGCUGGGACAGAUUCACAUCAAACCUUCGUCGCGUUUUGCUAGCGCCAAAUUCGUUCAAGAUUUGGGAACUUUCUGCUAUGAUCAUCCAAGAAAAAUUGGCCGGCGCAUUGCUAAGUCUCAAAAUUUACAGUCGACGAAAGACACAUUCGUCAGUUUGAAAAUGACGAACGCCAUGUUCCAGCCGGUUGUGCCGGAUAUGCUCAAUUACCGCAUUUGGCUGGAUUCUGACAAUUAUGCCCAAAAGGCUUGUCAGGUGGGCAUUACCGGCAUCGAGGCUGGUGCUGGUAGGAGCGAAAGCCGCGUCAAGGGAUGGCAAUUUGUCUUCUUCCUUCAUGACAUGGUACCAGGUGCCUACAAAUCAAAGAAAUCGCUGCUGUUCGGUGAUGUCGUUCAAGGCAUCGAUGUCGUCAAGUCACUCAGCUGUUCGAACCUCUUAACUUCCCAUUUUAGCGAUGGACUCCGCCUUAUCCUAGAAUCUGUGAAUUGAAAUCAUUUUAUUUUCAAAAUUUUUAAAUUAUCUUCGAAGCAUUGAACUCAAACUGUGGACUCAAAUUGUGAAUAAUCAAAACUGUACGGGCAACAUCAUGAUUUUCAUUUGAAUAAAUACCAAAGAUUCCAUUGUA
Molecule: messenger RNA, 2630 nt
Organism: Daphnia magna
Lineage: Eukaryota; Metazoa; Arthropoda; Branchiopoda; Diplostraca; Daphniidae
Product: probable ubiquitin carboxyl-terminal hydrolase FAF-Y
Exons: 8
Coding region: 200-2494 (764 amino acids)
Biological process (GO): protein ubiquitination
Molecular function (GO): ubiquitin protein ligase activity
Source: RefSeq, a predicted model, not a curated record